Messenger RNA from Colletotrichum graminicola M1.001, 1164 nucleotides. RefSeq names its product cytochrome P450 family protein. The record is from RefSeq and is a predicted model, not a curated record. The transcript has 5 exons. Gene Ontology annotation, molecular function: heme binding; iron ion binding; oxidoreductase activity, acting on paired donors, with incorporation or reduction of molecular oxygen. Bases 1 to 1164 code for a protein of 387 amino acids. Lineage: Eukaryota; Fungi; Ascomycota; Sordariomycetes; Glomerellales; Glomerellaceae.
AUGACCUGGUUUCUCUCUUCCCAGACAACUUUGUGUCUUGGAAGCCCCUUGAUCAGCUUGGUAUGCUCAAUCGCUGUUUGCUUUAUCGUCAAGUACGUCUGGCGGGCGUUUUUCUGCCCCCUGGCGAAGUUCCCUGGGCCACGAAUUGCCGGCAUCACAAAGCUCUACGAGGCUUAUCAUGUCCUUGUCAAGAAUGACUGGCUUGAAAACCUGACCUCACUUCACGAAAAAUAUGGGCCUGUCGUUAGGAUCGGACCAAACGAACUCCAUUUCGUCGAUCAUCAGUUUUGCUUAGAGCAUCACAAGCGCUCAGACCUUUCAAAGUGCGAUAACUAUUACGGUCUUCUGGGUAACCUCCUUGGUGGCCUUGCUAGCGCCACCAAACACUCAAAGAGAGCAGCAGGCAUGCGCCCAAUCUUCUCUGGGCAGACCCUCGCCGAGUUCGUCCCCACUCUGGACAAACACCUCGAAUCCCUGCAUUCGCGCCUCACGGAUGCUGCAGUGAACAGCCAAGUCGUCAAUAUGACACACUUCCUUUGGGCUUUCACCAACGAUGUCAUGAUCUCGUACCUGACGGAAGAGGACUACGGGUGCCUCAAAGCUUUUGACAUGAAAGCCAUCCACGAUUCCACGCGGGCUUUCAGUGCCAUCGACCUUGCCACGGUCCUCAGGUGUAUCCCUCCCGUCAAACUCAUGUUUGACUAUUUUCCUGCUCUCCGGCGCUACUCGCCACUUGGAUGGCUGGAUUCUUUGAUCGGUUCACAUGUUAAGCCCAUCGUCAAAUCCUGGGAUAGUGAAAAUAGUCAUCAGGGUGUUUUGGCUCGUAUUUUCAGCGAGGUCGGCAACGAGACUCACACCGUUCACGAGUCGUCUCAGGCAAUCUUUAUCGGCAACGAAUCACUUCUAAGCAACUUGACCUUUAUUCUCCACCAUCUGAUUAAGAAUCCAGAAUGUGUGAAGAAGAUUCGGGCUGAACUCGAUACACUGGACCUCGGAUCGGCAAUCCCUCACCAUCGAACAAUAGGACGCCGUAUGCAAGGAGUCAACUCGCUUGAGUUCACCGAGUUGGCAUCGACAACCAAGACAAAGCAAACAACCAGUCAAUUAUCGGGGUACAAUGAUACCUGCGAUGGCCAGUAUGAGCUUCACGUUGAGCUUGCUUGA